UCCGUAAUCUUGUCUGCUCUGCACCUUUUCGACAUUCCGCCUCGAGAGAAGUGUGCAUUACCCAUUUUCCGAAGUGGACUGUAGAGAAGCAUUCCAUCCACAGCAUCCACAACCACAUUCCAGUCUCACCUCCAUUGAUCGCUGGUCCUGCCAGCAAUCGUCCGACUACUACCGGAUACCAUACAAAAAAAAAAACUAAAAAAACUACUUUUUACCACGUACCACGACUUCAACUGAAGUCAGCCUUUGCCAAUCAUGGCUCCGGCCGUCGUCAACGGCCUGGCGCACCAAGCCCGCUCCUUCAUCGCGGCCAGACGACUCUCGAGCCUCCCCGACACAGCAGACAUCACGGCCCGAUCAAUCGACGCGGGCUCCGUCGGGCCCCUCGCCGCUCGCUCCCUCCUCCUCGCCCGCGACAGCACGGGAUACAAGGAGAACCCCCACGUCGGCGUCACCGACCCGGCCGACAUCAACAACACGGCCAUCUUUGUGCUCUUCGGCCUCAUCGGCGCCGCCAUCAUCAUCACGGGCAUCUGGUUCUUCUUCUGGGCCAGAAACGGAGGGUUCUACUUCAAGGAAAACGACUGGGACGACUACAAGACCACGGUGCUGCGCCGCAGAGGUCCCAACGGUACCUUACUGUCUGGCGCCACCAAGUCGACCAAGCUCGGGGGCGGCAGCGUCUACAAGGACUACGACGAUAACCAGACGAGCAUCUCGGGGACUACGCUGUCGGGCAUCACGGCGGGACCCAGCGAUAUCGGCGCCCGCGAGAAGCGCGAUCGCAAGAAGGAGAAGAGGCGCAGGGAGAAGGAAGCCGCGCGCCACAAGGAGAAGCCUUCAUCCCAGAACUACGACGAGGCCGGCGUGCUCAUUGACGAGGAGGCUGAACGCGCGGCCAAGAAGCAUCUCCGCUCAUACCGCCACGAGAAGCCCGCCCGCGUCGGCGGUCUGAACAAGGAAUCUGAGGCGUCCGAGUGGGACGGCUCGACGAACCCUACCGAAUCAAACGUCUCGGCCAGCUUGCUCUCGGGUCAGCAGACCACGCCGACGUCGACGCCCAACAAGAAGAGCGGCGGCGGCGGUAUCCGUAAAGUGUACAGUACCGCCGACCGCAACGAGGAGCGCGAGCGCCAGCGUAUCCGCGCCGAGGCCAAGAAGCUGCAGGAGCGGGGCCGGGCUGCGGGUAGCUCGAGGCGCGAUUUCAGCUUCCAGCGGGCGAGCACCGUUGCCGAGGACCAGAAUACGCGGGGCUACGCGCUCCCGCCGCCGAGGGAGGAGCCUGAGCCGAGUAUGCCUGGUAGCUGGGCGGAGAGCGACAUCACGAGCGCGGUGGAGAGCGAUAUGGGGAAUAAGUCGUAUCACCACGUCAUUCCUGGUUUGAGCAGCCAGAGCGCCGUGAGCAGUGAUUAUGCUGAUGAGAGGCGCAAGAGGAGAAAGGAGCGUCGUCACCGUGAUCACUGAGUCAUGAUGGUCAGUUAGUUGGAUGAUGAUGGGAAACGAAGGUGGAAAGAAAUGAAGUAUGAUGAGCCAGACUGAUGAAGCAAGCAUAUGAUACUGUUUGGACGAUGGGGG
Messenger RNA from Colletotrichum phormii, 1575 nucleotides. RefSeq lists its product as uncharacterized. The coding region runs from base 256 to 1464 and encodes 402 amino acids. The record is from RefSeq and is a predicted model, not a curated record. The transcript has a single exon. Lineage: Eukaryota; Fungi; Ascomycota; Sordariomycetes; Glomerellales; Glomerellaceae.